AUGGAUUCCACCAAGUACGAAACGCUUCAUCAUCCUAAUGGCGCGGGCCAAUAUUCGAUUUCGAUUCCCCAUUACGGAUUCUUUAAUAUAGAAAUACAGUCCGCUAGUUCCUAUAAGUUCAAAAAAUAUAAGAAAAUAAAUGGUUUCGUUUUAUUCAGAUCUUUAAUUCAAAAAAUUUUCUUUAAAAAUGUCGAACACGGUUCUCGUAAGGCGAGCAAAUUCUGGAAAGUUGCGGACCCAGAAUUUAAGGAUAUAUUCGCCAAUAUUGCUCGAGAAAUCACUCUCCAAAUGGACAAUGAAAUCGAAUUUAAACAUUUCCGGGCAAAUUAUGAAUCGAAGCCUACUAAGUCCAAUAGGUUUAGGUUCAAUAAUAAAUUUGCGAAACCAAUGAAGCAGGAGUUUUCGGAAUUUGGUACCAAAUAA
Molecule: messenger RNA, 423 nt
Organism: Rhizophagus irregularis DAOM 181602=DAOM 197198
Lineage: Eukaryota; Fungi; Glomeromycota; Glomeromycetes; Glomerales; Glomeraceae
Source: RefSeq, a predicted model, not a curated record